Messenger RNA from Zophobas morio, 3470 nucleotides. RefSeq names its product basic proline-rich protein-like. Lineage: Eukaryota; Metazoa; Arthropoda; Insecta; Coleoptera; Tenebrionidae. The transcript has 6 exons. The record is from RefSeq and is a predicted model, not a curated record. Gene Ontology annotation, molecular function: chitin binding. Bases 202 to 3321 code for a protein of 1039 amino acids. Gene Ontology annotation, cellular component: extracellular region.
GAUUGAAAGAAUGUACGUCAAAGUCGUACCUCAUGUACUUUUUUUUCUAAUGUAACCUCUUCAAGAAGACCCAAGGUGGUGAACAAAAGGAUGAUACAGUGCGGGGUUGAUUACUAUAUAAAUAGUCCGCGGUUUGCACGAGAAGUAGUCUCAUCAAAAGUCCUCAUCACAUAUCAGUUCCAGGACUAGAGGACGAUCAGAAUGGACUGGAUGAAACUAUGCUUGGUACUUUGCGCCUUGUUGGGAAACAUCUCGGCCCAACAAGGUUACACCUAUGACCGUCCUGAAAAACCAUUUGAAGCGCCGACGCAACAACCCAGCGACAGACCCAGCGGCUUUCCCGGUUCCAGCACUGGCCCUACCGGGACCUAUCUAGGUCCUACUACAGGUCCAGCAACUUCUCCCGGCUAUCCCGGAACAGGAACCGGUGGUUACCCGUCAGGCCAACCAUCUAAACCAACGGGAUCUGGAGGAUAUCCUUCAACCGGACCUUCGAAACCUUUUCCAGGUUCUCAAGGUACCACUGGAACUGGUGUUACCUCUUCAUUUCCUGGUCAAGGGCCAUCGGGUCAACCCUCUAAACCUUCUGGUGGUUUUCCGGGAACAAGUGCCCCCUCUUUCCCUACUCAAACUCCAUCGGGACCGGGAUAUCCAUCUGGACCUACAGGAGGCUUCCCUGGUACUGGACCAACCCCAUCGGGACCAAGCGGAUAUCCUUCGGGACGACCUGGUACAAGCUUUCCCGGAACUGGCUCAACCCCAUCGGGACCAGGCGGUUAUCCUUCAGGAGGACCGACUGGAGGUUUUCCCGGCACUGGUUCUACGCCAUCAGGACCAAGUGGGUAUCCUUCGGGACGACCGAGUACAGGAUUUCCCGGAACGGGCUCAACCCCAUCGGGACCAGGCGGUUAUCCUUCAGGAGGACCUACAGGAGGCUUCCCUGGUACUGGACCAACCCCAUCGGGACCAAGCGGAUAUCCUUCGGGACGACCUGGUACAGGCUUUCCCGGAACUGGCUCAACCCCAUCGGGACCAGGCGGUUAUCCUUCAGGAGGACCGACUGGAGGUUUUCCCGGAACUGGUUCAACCCCUUCGGGACCAACUGGAUAUCCUUCUGGACGACCGACCUCAGGCUUUCCCGGAACGGGCCCAACCCCAUCAGGACCAGGCGGUUAUCCUUCAGGAGGACCGACUGGAGGUUUUCCCGGAACUGGUUCUACGCCAUCAGGACCAAGUGGGUAUCCUUCGGGACGACCGAGUACAGGAUUUCCCGGAACGGGCUCAACUCCCUCUGGAACAGGCGGUUAUCCAUCAGGAGGACCGACUGGAGGUUUUCCCGGAACUGGUUCAACCCCUUCGGGACCAACUGGAUUUCCUUCUGGCCGACCAACCCCAGGCUUUCCCGGAACGGGUCCAACGCCAUCAGGACCAGGCGGACCGACUGCUGGCUUCCCCGGAACUGGUUCGACACCAUCGGGACCAGGUGGCUAUCCCUCAGGACGACCGACUACAGGCUUUCCCGGAACGGGUCCAACUCCAUCAGGACCAGGCGGCUAUCCUUCAGGGCGACCAACCCCUGGCUUUCCCGGAACUGGUUCAACCCCGUCAGGACCAGGCGGCUAUCCGUCAGGGCGACCAACCCCCGGAUUUCCGGGAACUGGUUCAACCCCAUCGGGACCAGGCGGCUAUCCUUCGGGACGACCAGCCCCCGGCUUUCCCGGAGCUGGUUCAGCCCCAUCCGGACCAGGUGGUUAUCCUUCGGGACAACCGACCCCAGGGUUUCCGGGAACGGGUUCAGCUCCAUCCAGUCCAGGACGACCAACUCCAGGCUUUCCGGGAACUGGUUCAACCCCAUCGGGACCCAGUGGUUAUCCUUCAGGUGGUUUUCCCGGUACUGGCAAACCCGGAACUGGUGGUUUCCCUGGGAGUGGUCAAGCCCCAUCCGGACCGACUUCGGGCUUCCCUGGAACUGGCACUGGAUAUCCUGGAGCUCCAUCGGGACCUUCUGGGUUUCCUUCAAAACCAUCAGGUCCUGGAGGCUUCCCUGGUCAGGCGCCAUCAGGUCCUAGUGGAUUCCCGGGUGCACCUUCUGGACCUGGUGCCCCCAUUCCUCCAGUUACGUUUCCAGGAGCGCAAGGUCAGCUCGAACCAGGAAAAUACACAGGACAAUACGAAGAGGGGGCUUUCGAUGAAGGCGAUUAUUCCGCUAUUCCAGGAGAACCCGGCCGAGAUUAUCCCAUUUAUUCUGAAAUUUCUGAAACGUCGUUCGCUUGUGAUCAGCAGCAAUUUCCCGGGUACUACGCCGAUGUGGAUACCAGAUGCCAAGUUUUCCAUAUUUGUGCAAAUAAUAAAACUUACGAUUUCCUUUGUCCUAAUGGAACGAUUUUCCAUCAAGAAUAUUUGGUCUGUGUCUGGUGGAACCAAUUCGAUUGUAGCUCAGCUCCUUCUUUGUACAGGAUUAAUGAAAAUAUUUAUGACUAUUCAAUAAUUGGAAGUGCGCAAGGACCGUCUUAUCCAGGAGGACCAUCAACCGGACCGAGCUUUCCGGGUGCCCCAUCAGGUCCUGGAGGUUUCCCAGGCAGUGGACGACCAUUAGGACCUGGAGGAAGACCUGAAGGACCUACUGGACCAGGUGGCUACCCAAGUGGAUAUCCUUCUGGACCACAGGGACCAAGUGGUCCACAAACUCCUAGUGGGUAUCCUACUGGACCAACUAGUCCCGGGGGACAACCACAACAACCUUCUGGCUACCCGUCGGGACCUACCGGAGGACGACCCCAAACUCCUGGUGGAUAUCCUACUGGACCAACUAGUCCCGGGGGACAACCACAACAACCUUCUGGCUACCCGUCAGGACCUACCGGAGGACGACCCCAAACUCCUAGUGGAUAUCCUCAGGGACCAACUUCUGGAGGACAACCACAAGGACCUUCUGGAUACCCGUCGGGACCUACCGGGGGACGACCCCAAACUCCUAGUGGAUAUCCUCAGGGACCAAGUUCUGGCGGACAACCACAAGGACCUUCUGGGUAUCCGUCCGGACCACAGGGACCAACUGGUGCCGGAGGCUAUCCAUCUGGACCUACAGGAGGACGACCUGGUGGAUAUCCCACUGGUUCACAAGGACCAACUGGCACAGGAGGGCAACCACAAAGACCUUCCGGCUUUCCUUCAGGACCGCAACAAACUACCGAUGGACAACGACCAAGUGGACCAAGUGGACCCAGUGGGGGUUAUCCUAGUGGACAGCCAUCCGUUCCCUUCCCCGGAUCCAGCAAACCCGGCCAACCGUCCCGAGAAUAUUUACCGCCUGGCAAAUGAAACAGCUACUGAAGUACCUCACCCGUAAAAGUAUUUCUUUAGAUAAUUUAUGUAAAUAACACGUGAUAACUAUAAUUUUAUACAUUUUUAUAAGACGCCGCAGAAUAAAAUGUGUAAUCAUCUGUUGAAUUCAAUAGAUUUUACAAUAA